AUGACAAAGCAUCUUAGAGACCUGCAAGCAUUCCUAGGUGUUCAGGUGACCAGGAACGUGGACUGCAGCACUACGAGCAUGACUCAGAGCCCAUUGUGUGGUGUUCCUGACAUGGCAAACUACCAGCUCUUUCCAGGAGACCCCAAAUGGGAAAAGAAUAAAGAAGCACCUCAGUACUCAUUAAGGAUAGAGUUUCUGAAACCCUGUGUGAUGGGGGUUUCUUUCUCUUUCUUCUGCUAUUAUUUGCUACAUCAUCAUGACUCUUAUCCCUCUGAUGGCCCAUGUGGGACCCUGGCACCUGCUUUUGCCCGUGAAGAACUGGGAAGGGACAAUCAUUUCGACAGCGCAGAGGAGUGGACCAUGGGAACAAAUGGAUUUAAUUUAUUCACUGUUGCUGCCCAUGAAUUUGGACAUGCUCUGGGUCUUGGCCAUCCCACUGAUCCAUCUGCUUUGAUGUAUCCUACUGAUAAAUACCAGUCUCCAUUUGGAUUUUGUUUGCCAAAGAAUGAUGUGAAAGGGAUCCACGCAUUGUAUGAUUUAAGCAUGGAGGAUGCUGCUUUCUCGACCAGAACUUUGUGCUGCCCCAGGCUACCUGUCAUGAAGAGCCUUGGGCUAGACCAUCCUAGCAGUAGAUGCUCACUGACCAUUCCUUCCUUUCCUCAGCUCAUGUUAAAUGUUGUUGCUGCUUAUGAAGUUCCUGAGAAAGGUUCAGUUUAUUUUUUCAAAGUGCAGCACAUUGAUGCAGUGGACUACCUAAAGGCUGAAAAGGAGAUGCUCUUCUUUGUGGGAGAUGAAUAUUACACACACAUUCAUUACCAUCUGACCCUUUUGGACUCUACUUCUAUUGGAAAACAAAGAUUUUAUUUUUCACAAAGGAAAUGCAGACAAACUAAAAGCGUUGGAAGGUUUAGAGGAAUCACUAGCAAAGCAGAUGCAGCACUGGAAUUGAAUGGACUUAUUUACUUCUUUUCUCAUCCAGAAGCCUAUAAAUAAAACAGAGAGAAGGAAAAUGUGAUUAAUAUUGUGAAAACCAAUUCCUAUAACAGUCCUCAGCAGAUCAUCAGAUAG
Nipponia nippon (crested ibis) is the source of this 1068-nucleotide messenger RNA. The record is from RefSeq and is a predicted model, not a curated record. Lineage: Eukaryota; Metazoa; Chordata; Aves; Pelecaniformes; Threskiornithidae.